Molecule: messenger RNA, 1537 nt
Organism: Rhinichthys klamathensis goyatoka
Lineage: Eukaryota; Metazoa; Chordata; Actinopteri; Cypriniformes; Leuciscidae
Gene: foxp3a
Product: forkhead box P3a
Exons: 14
Coding region: 208-1494 (428 amino acids)
Biological process (GO): regulation of transcription by RNA polymerase II
Cellular component (GO): nucleus
Molecular function (GO): DNA-binding transcription repressor activity, RNA polymerase II-specific; RNA polymerase II cis-regulatory region sequence-specific DNA binding
Source: RefSeq, a predicted model, not a curated record
UUUUUGCUACUGUCUCUAGGCAUGCUGAAAAAUCAACAAAAUACGAAAAAAAGUCUUCAAUGUGGAUUGGUUUUGUUACAACUCUCCCCACUCCUGUCAGAGGCACCACAGCCAUUUGCUGAGGAGAACGUAUAGGAAAACGCAAAAGCUCACAGACUGAAAGUCUCAAGGAAAAGCGCGACAGACAAAGAAAAAGGUGUGGGAGGAAUGCUUCAAAAUGGUCCUGGAACAUACAGAGGUGAAGAAAACCGAAGCAUUCACCAACAUCAGUACCAAGAGGAAGACUAUCCCACCUUUUCCAGCAUACAGAUGAAGCCCAGAGCAAGCAGAUCACCUCUUAGCUCAGCUAAACUAAUGGCUACCAAGGUAUCUGUUGCUAUGGAGAGUGAUCUCAGAGGUGCUGGCUCAUCUCACAUUCAAAAUUCCACUCUACAGCAGCAGAGUGCCAGUGAAAAUACAAGCAAGUAUUUUAGACAGCACAGACCAUCAGUAUUACGCAAAGGCAACCAGCCUUUCCCACAAGGAUGUGGUGUUCAUGACUGGGCUGUGGACACUGUGUGUAAGACAGAACCUGACAGCAACAUGACAGACCCGGUCCCACUUUACACCAGCCAAUCUGAAAACAGACUCAGUGCCUCUGUGUCAAGUCCUCAGCCUGGAAGCCCAGAAAAUUCUGGGAAGCAUCCAUUCAGUGUUCCUGGCAGUUUUCUGUGUGUUAAAGGACAAUGCAGAUGGCCGGGGUGCUCAAAGAGCAGGGAAGUGUUCAAAGAAUAUGGACAUUUCUUAAGACACCUUUCUACUGACCAUGCUCCUGGGGACAGAAGUGUAACCCAGCUGAGGGUGCAGAAAGACAAAGUACAAUACAUGGAGAAUCAGUUGACAGCAGAGAGACAGAAACUGCAGGCCAUGCAGCUACACCUGUUUGAUGUCAAAUCUACCUCUGAGGGUGGUAACGGUGUGGAGAAGCCGGGACAUCUGUCAGGACUCCUGCAACCUGGAGUAUGUCAGAACACAAAUGGUCUCUAUGACAGUGAGAGAGUGGCAGCUGAUGCGUUAACACAAGGAUACUGGCAGAUCUCUACCUCACAAGUUAUACCAGGGAUUAUUCCCAGUUUUGAGUAUUAUAAGUUAACAAACAUGAGGCCACCAUUCACCUACGCCUCCAUGAUACGAUGGGCAAUCCUGGAGUCCCCAGAGAAGCAGCUUACUCUAAAUGAAAUCUAUCACUGGUUUACCCGCAUGUUCUUCUACUUCCGUCACAAUACCGCCACAUGGAAGAAUGCUGUUCGGCAUAACCUCAGUCUUCAUAAGUGCUUUGUGCGCGUUGAAGGAAGGAAAGGUUCUGUUUGGACUGUAGAUGAAGAGGAAUUUCUCAGGAGAAAAGGACAAAAGUUACACAGGGACCAGGAUAUGGCCUGGAUGGCACCUUUUCACCUGUUUCCCCUGACUCCACAAGGUGAAACUUACCAGAUGUCAGGACCAAAUGGACACUGAUUAAGAGAUUGCAACAACAUUUAAUCACUAACAAGAUUUACAC